AUGACGAGAACAGGCCCUACAAAUAAUUCUAUCUCGUGGGAAACCAAGAGCAUUAUUCCAGAUGAUGGCAGCAGAAUCGACUCGGUCGCAUGUCAAGAUGCGAGGCCAAAAGGGCGUAUUCGACGAUCAAUGACUGCUUGUAAUACCUGUCGCAAGCUCAAGACUCGCUGUGAUGUGGAUCCCCGUGGUCAUGCUUGUCGUCGCUGUUUGUCACUUAGGCUUGAAUGCGAGCUCCCCGAGACAACAGAGCGGUUCCAGGACAAUGCAUCAACCUGGUCUGACGCUACUGCUGUACCAUCGAUCGAGGAACGGCUUGUCUCUCUCGAACGAGGCAUGGGGGAGAUGAUACAUCUGAUGCGACAGAUAGUAAACCGCUCCCCUAGCAUGUCCUGCAGUCCAACCUUGCAGGCCAGAAGUGACAGCAUAGAUGGAACAUCUUCAAACGAUAGCAUGUCCUCAUCUUUCUAUCCGCUCAAGCCAGCACAGCUCAUUCGAGACCUGCAAGCCGAAUGCUUCGGCGAGAGAAAUCACUUGUCCGAUGCGGAUAUCCUCGGAGACAUCGUCACCCAGGGAAUCGUAGAUUCCAAGCUUUCCAUGAAAUUGAUUGAACUUUUCGUCGAAUAUUUCGGACAUUGGGUCUCAAUAAAUCAUUCGUCCAAUAUCCAACGGUCGAAUACCCUCCUUUUCAACACUGCAUGUCUCCUAGCUUCGCGCUAUAUGCCUGGCCUACCACAGCAAACUGUCCGCGACAUCUCACUCCACGUACAGCAUGCCGUGGCAAAGGUGUUGUGGAAGCCCCCGCCUCUGACAAGCGAUAUGCUGCAGGCGUUGACAUUGCUUUGUUUAUACUCUACUUCUAUUCACAAAGAAGGACUUAUGGACGACUGGUUACUGAGCGGGAUCUCGAUCAACCAUGCCCUAAUCACAUUCAACUUCCUCAAUACCUUGCCAGGAGACAGUUUAAACCCGGACGAGCUACUUGCUCAGCUGCGUCUGUGGAAUACACUCUGCGCAACCCAGCUACACUCUGCUCUCGCAAACGGCCGCACUGUCAACAUCCAACAACAAUAUAUCGACCAAUGUCCCCGCAUCCUAGAACACGCAGGCGCCACAACAGAAGACGGGAGAAUCGUUGCAGAAAUCCAACUAUACCGCAUCGCCCUCCGACUCCAACACAGCCAGCACCGCCUCCAAUUCGCAGAAUCCGAAUACGAAGAACUGGAGCGCUGGAAGAUGGAAUGGGCACAUCUAAGUACAUCAACCCUCCGCCCAUGCAAACCUAACCCCAACCUAACAACCACCCUCCCAACAGCCACCAGCGAAGAUUCAACUCUCAAUCUCAACCUCUGGUUCUGCCAACUACUUCUCCACCGAUCAGCCGCCCGCCUCCAACCCGACAACGAGCGCCUCCUCCCCGAAAUAUGCGCCACGGCCCGCCUAAUAAUAACCCAAUUCCUCCAAACCCGCUUCACCUCCGCACCCUCCUUAAUCGACCAUGUCUACUUCAUCGUCGGAUAUGCCGCGCUUACACUCUGUGAUUACACGCUCACCGACCCACUGAUCAGCCAAGUCCGCGGCUUCCUACUGCACCUCGCCCCAGGCGGCGAUAACCUCUCGUACCGGAUUGCGUGUAUUGUUGGCGAAGUGCAGCGGCGGUACUCGGAGGCAACAGCUGUUGUUGCUACGGGGUCUCAUUCGUCGUCGCCAGUUGCCGAUGUCAAGGGAGUGCAUAUGUUCAGUCCGCCGCAACAUCAUCGUCCCGGGAUGGAUCUUUCGCAGCUUAUGUCUGGCACAGAGGGCUUAGAUUCUCUUGUUGAGGGAUAUAAUUGUCUUGAGCAAAUGAUGCCUGCGUAUGCGGCUUCCCAACCUGGAUUUGAGGCGCCGGAUUUGUUUCAUCAUUCUCCUGGGGCUGCUGCUUCUGGUGGGGCUAUGCCUGUUGGCCUGGUGCCGAGGGCUUUGCAUGAUUGGUGA
Molecule: messenger RNA, 1971 nt
Organism: Penicillium vulpinum
Lineage: Eukaryota; Fungi; Ascomycota; Eurotiomycetes; Eurotiales; Aspergillaceae
Exons: 4
Coding region: 1-1971 (656 amino acids)
Biological process (GO): regulation of DNA-templated transcription
Cellular component (GO): nucleus
Molecular function (GO): transcription cis-regulatory region binding; zinc ion binding; DNA-binding transcription factor activity, RNA polymerase II-specific
Source: RefSeq, a predicted model, not a curated record